This is a messenger RNA of Erinaceus europaeus (western European hedgehog), 1344 nucleotides long. RefSeq names its product tripartite motif-containing protein 75-like. The transcript has a single exon. Bases 1 to 1344 code for a protein of 447 amino acids. Lineage: Eukaryota; Metazoa; Chordata; Mammalia; Eulipotyphla; Erinaceidae. The record is from RefSeq and is a predicted model, not a curated record. Gene Ontology annotation, molecular function: zinc ion binding; protein binding.
AUGAGAGAGCCUGUCACCACUGAGUGUCAACACAACUUCUGUCACUCCUGCCUUCGACAAUACUGCAAGGAUCCUCAGAAGCGAUUCCCUUGCCCUUUAUGCCAACACCCUUGUCAAGGGUGGGACUUGAGCCUCAACAACCCACUGGCAAAAAUCACUAAACUCAUCCAACUCCUCCUCCUCUACAAUAACAGCAAGGAGCUGAAGCAGCCAGAGGAGCGCUUGUGUGAGAGACACAACCAGAGGCUGAGCCUCUUCUGUGGGAAGCACAUGCAGCUGUUGUGUCCUGGCUGUGUUGAGCCCCCUCAUCAUCAGUGCCAUCCCUUGAGGUCUGUGGCGGAGGCUGCCUCCCGUUACAGACAGAAGGUCAAUGUUCUCAUUAGGCCCUUCAUGAAGUAUGUAAGGAAACUGCAAGACUGUGAAUCCAUGCAAGACAGGAAACUCCAAGAUAUGAGAAAGGAAGUAGCAAAUGAGAGGCUGAAGUUGGCUUCUAAAGUAUUCCACAAGCAAGGGUUUAUGAACACAGAGCACACGGCAGCUCUCUCUAGGCUAGCUAGACAAAAGAAGAUAAUUCAGCAUAAAUACAAGACAAAUAGAAUUGCCUUUCAAGACUACAUCUACACCACUGAGGCUCUGUUCAAGGAGGUGGCAGAGAAAAGUAUGAUGCCAGAUCUGAACAUGCUGAAUGAGGCCAAGAUGAUCCAUCACAGGUGUGAGAGCUUAGAGCCCCCAGCUGUGUGUUCCUUCCAGCUAAGGAGAGAAGGAUACACUCUGCCUCCAAUGGAUUCAACCCUAGAGAAAAUUCAACAGAAAUUCAGAGCAGAAGUGACUCUGGAUCCACAUACUGCCCAUCCUCAUCUCUGUGUAUCCAAGGACAAGCGAUCUGUGACACCGAGGGAGACAAGGAGUACAGUUCUCCAGAGACAGCUGACUAAUCUAUUUGAUCUGGAAGUCCUGGGCUCUCAAGAAUUCCAUGCUGGCCGCCAUUACUGGGAGGUGCAGGUGAAUGACAAGCCCAGCUGGGCCAUAGGGCUGUAUAGCCACUCCCCAUCCAGCAGGGGGCAGCAGCAGCCAAGGUCUGGUAAGAACAGGCGCUGGUUCAUUCACCUGCAGGAUGGAGACUAUCUGGCUGUAGGUGCUCGUCCUGUUCUUCUUGCCUUGGGAGAAAAUCCCAGAAGGAUCGGGGUUUACCUGGACUGGGAGCUGGGGCAGAUUUCCUUCUACAACUUGAAUGACAACUCGCACCUCCAUUCUUUCCAGGAGACAUUUUCCCACUCACUGAAGCCUUAUUUCUGUGUGGGACCAGAUUUGAUUCCUCUUUCCCUCUGUGCAGUCAGAGGUUAG